AUGUUUACUGAAACUGACAAGGGACUGUCUGGCGGUGCUGUGCUAAUUUUGAGCAGAUUGAUCAAUGUUCUUAAGGCCGCCAAGCAAGACGUUCCAGAAGAUCUGCUGAAGUUUGGAACCACAGUCAAGAAGAAGCAGCACGAUUCAUACGGCGCUUUCUAUAAGGACAUUGGUACAGACAAAGCGGCGACGAAGAUCACUUUUGACGAUUGA
This is a messenger RNA of Penicillium canescens, 213 nucleotides long. RefSeq lists its product as uncharacterized. The coding region runs from base 1 to 213 and encodes 70 amino acids. NCBI's taxonomy places the organism in Eukaryota, Fungi, Ascomycota, Eurotiomycetes, Eurotiales, Aspergillaceae. The transcript is spliced from 2 exons. The record is from RefSeq and is a predicted model, not a curated record.